CUGCAGCUGUCUCGGAGAGUCUACAAGGGAAUCCCCCUGCAGCUCCGAGGAGAGGUGUGGUGUCUGCUCCUCGACAUUCCCAAAAUAAAGGAGGAGAAGAAAGACUUCUACGAGAAGCUGAAACUGCGAGCCAAAGGCAUGUCACCUGACAUCCGUCAGAUUGACCUGGAUGUGAACCGCACCUACAGGGACCACAUCAUGUUCAUGCACCGCUAUGACGUCAAGCAGCAGGCUCUGUUCCACGUGUUGACAGCCUACUCCAUGUACAACACGGAGGUUGGGUACUGCCAGGGUAUGAGCCAGAUCACAGCUCUUCUGCUCAUCUACAUGAAUGAGGAGGAUGCUUUCUGGGCCCUGGUCAAACUACUAUCUGGACAGAAGCACUCCAUGCAUGGGUUCUUUGUCCCUGGUUUUCCCAAGUUGAUGCGCUUUCAGGAGCACCAUGACCGCAUCCUUAAGAAGAUGAUGCCCAAACUGAAGCAGCACCUGGACACCCAGGAGGUGUUCACCAGCCUGUACACCAUGAAGUGGUUCUUUCAGUGCUUCCUGGACAGAACCCCCUUCACCCUGACCCUUCGUAUCUGGGACAUCUAUAUCCUGGAGGGGGAGAGAGUUCUCACCGCCAUGUCCUACACUGUCCUCAAACUCCACAAGAAGCACCUACUGAAGUUGUCUAUGGAGGAACUGGUCGAGUUUCUGCAAGUGGCUCUGUCCAAGGACUUCUUCUUUGAGGAUGACUUUGUGAUCGAGCAGCUUCAGAACUCCAUGACGGAGCUCAGAAGGUCCAAACUGGAGCUGCCUGCGCCAGGUAAAGAGGAUGAGCUUCCUAAGAAGCCCCUGGGCCAGCUUCCGCCCGAGCCAGCAGCGGUGGUGAGCCACAUGGCAAACGGUCAGAGCCACGCCCAGCCCGCCGAGCCGGCCAGGGCAUCGAGCCCCACCCAGGACCGCCAGAAGGACAGUCGGCCCCCCAGCCGCUCGCGCAGGGACUCCCUGGAGAAACAGGCCCGGCAGCACAAGUCUGACAAGAGGGAGGCUCGUUCCAGAGGGUCAGGAGAGAUCACCUCCGACCCCCGCAAGCCUCCCUCUGCCUCCAACCUCGCCACCCCCGAGAGAGGGGCCACGCCCUCCCCCGCACCCACGCCGUCGCCGCACACCCACCCCCCGGUGGUGGACGGAGUGAAGCCCCAGAGCCAUGCCACGGCCAACCACAACUCCAAUGCCGCGUCCAGCUCGCGCAGGGACAUUGCCCCGCGCUGGGUGAAGCCCUCGGAGACCAAGCUGGAGGCGGCCAAGGCAGCGGCGGCCCGGGAGGUCCAGCUGAGCAGGGGGGCUUCCCCGGCCCCCUCCAGCCCAGAGGAGGCCCUGCAGGCUCAACGCCGGCCCCGCUCCAGGGGCUUGGUCCCAGGCUCGGACCGCGGCUCCAAUGCCUCCCAGUACGACAACGUUCCCGGGGUGGCCGAGCAGGACUUUGUGGAGGUGCUGGAGUUGGAGCGGCCGCCGUCGAGGAUGAGGGGCCCGCGCAGCGAGACUCCCUUCAGCCUUCCGCCCCUCCGCCAGGGCAGCCCCACACGCACCCCGAGCCUGGCAGGCAGCGUUGUCUCCAUGGCAACAGGACCCAGGAUGGUCAAGCAUCCCCUACCCCCACCCUUGUCCAUCGACAACCCUGCUGGGGUCAAGACUAACUACGGCCAGGGCCAGGGCCAGGGCCAGUACCACACCCCCCCCCAGCAGUACUCCCCUGGUCGGUCUGCCAUGAUGCCCCUCUUCCACCCCCCCUACAGCCUCAACAUGGAGCCCCGGGGGGAGGAGAGGCUCUACAGACCCCCCUCCAGAGGCCCCCCGGCUCAGGGCCUGGUGUAUGGGGAGCGGCCCUACGGCACCACCGGGCGGGCCCCCCCCAACCUCUCCCCAGAAAAGGUCCUCAUGAACAACUCAUAUGCCACGUACCGCCGACAGACCCCAGGCUCCGCCCAGCCUCCACGGACCACCGCCCCCCAGGAGCACAGCGUCCAACUGGAUAGCCCCGGGAGCACCGCCCCCCUCUACCUGCGCCAGCCCACCCGCCUCGCCUCCCCGGUGUACCCCCCAGUUGACUACCGGUAUGAGGGGCGAAGGAGAGGAGAGCACACCCAACCCUACCUGCCAGAGGGACCAGGCAGGGCCGUAGAGGGGCCAUCCUGGGGGCAAGAGGUUGACUCACCCACUCGUUCCCCUGGAGGUGUUCCCCGCUCACCCAGCUUCCAGAGAGCCCAGAUGUCGCCCGUCCAGGAGUUCACCUUCCCGACUGGCCCCUAUGGCCUGCUUCACUACAGGACACAGUUCCAGGAGCAGCAGCCCACCAUAAGGCAGCAGCUCCCCCCGAGGUUCGGAGGACCACACUACAGGCACGCACAGGAGGCGUUUGCCAUGCAGGAAUCUAUGUUGCUGUGAGAAAAAGGCAGAGGAAGAGGGGGAGAGACACACUGAAAGUGUAGUCACUGACACUGUGGCAAAGACAAGCAGCAGUCCUAGCGUUAUAAGGUUUAUUUGUUUUCUUGUUUGUUUGUGCUUUCUGUGUGGCGUACGUACUGACUUUAACAGUCAUACUGCAUCCAAGUUGCAGGACACCAGCUUCUGACAUUUUUACUGAUCACUUUUAAAAACUGAUUUAUUUUAUUUUUUUGAAUGUUAAAUGAUUAACAACAGGCAUUGCAGAAUAUAUCUUCUUAGAGUCUAAAAUGUACAGUUAAAGAUGUUUUGGUUUAUAUACUGAGUUAUUUAAACUAUCAUUAGCAGGGGACCCUUCUCCUGGCAAGACAUACUCAGUAAUGUAUUUUUCUUUGAUCCACCUUUAUUUUUUUAUGCAUUAGAUCCAAAUAUCUACUUUAGAGGUCUAUUUACUCUAUAUGCUUUUGAAUAUCUUAUUUUUCAAAGAGAAGAAACAAAGCUAUGUCAAAUAAUGGAAUUAUGUGACAGUGAGGAUUAUAUCACUGUAAUAUAUAAAAAAUAAUGUCCACUUCAAUUCAAUUUUGAAGCCGCUCAACUGUACAACAGUGAGUUUUUAAAUUUUGGAAUUUAUAUUUUUGUUGAGAUUAUUUUGCAGUCGACGACAGAACUAUGACAAUGACAGAAAUUACAGAUCACUGCAACUUGUUUCUGUGUCCCACGUGCAAAACAUAUGUUUGAGUCCUAGCGGUCGGUAUAGGCUUGAGUCUAAAUCCUAUGUUAAGCGAUAAAGUCCCAACAACAGUGACCUUGUUUGAUGCUCCUGAAUUCCACCAUGGUUCCCUUUUGAAUCUAGUUCUCUUCUGUAAAGGUUUACAAAAACAUUGAUUUAAAUAUUUCGGAAGUUGACAGUAUUUUCCAGUCUUUCAGCCCAUUGGAAGUGGCAGCCAGCAUUAUGGGAUAGAUGGGGAUUGUGCUGAUAUUAAAGCACUACUAUGACUUGUACUUAUCAGAUUUACAUACUUUUAUCAUUCACAACAGGUCAGUGGCACUUUCACUCUUAUAUUAAGUCAUUCCAUAUAUACAUACCUUUGCGCAUUUGUGUGUAGUCACAUAAUUCAAUUCUUAAACAGCUACUACCUUUUUGGCUGUACUUUUUUGAUACACUCCAUACAGAAACAGUAGUGAUACUGUUUUAUUAUUUAAACAUGCAUUCCCUGAGGCAUUCCUUUUUUUGUUAAAGAACUAAUUGCAAGAUGAUUGUCAGGUCAUUCUUCAGAAACUUUACUUAAUAAAACGUAUGGGGUGAGAGCUUC
Molecule: messenger RNA, 3740 nt
Organism: Osmerus eperlanus (European smelt)
Lineage: Eukaryota; Metazoa; Chordata; Actinopteri; Osmeriformes; Osmeridae
Gene: usp6nl
Product: USP6 N-terminal like
Exons: 9
Source: RefSeq, a predicted model, not a curated record